GAGACGUAAGCGGAGCACGUAGACUGUCCGCUACAUGCAAAGCUCAUCAGCACGGGCGUGCUACGAGCUUUGACCUUCCCGCUGGAUUUGGGAACCGAGUGAGAAUUGAUCGACCAGCAAAUACCAGCCUGCGUCAAAGGCUUCAAACUAUUCGGUCAAUAUAAUAAACCCGUGGAGCGCAAUUCACUCACGCUAGCUGAAAACGAGACGUAUAAGCAUAGUGAAGGUUGCGUACUCCACGAUGUUGCCAGAAUCGCUACUCUUUCCCAUGGUGGUUUACCAAUUUAUUAGAUGCCAUACGAAACGGUUUGAUGUCUCGUACUUUGAGGUGAGGCACAUCAUUUAUUCCCCACCCUCUCUUCUAGACGAAACGCGCUGAAUCAUCCCUCUGGCAGUCGUUCACUGGAAAGUAACUUUGUUCCUUCCGGCUUGCCAAAGUUGAUAUCAUGAACCUGGAUUCGGCUGGGCCCAUCAAUCUUGUCGAGCUGAAAAACAGCUAUCAAAACGAAUUUACCAAGAGACUCGAUACCUUUUCCAGUCCCAAGGCACUGUAUUGGGAAAGACGUCUGGUCGACCCAGUUAGCACUAUUGUUAGUCAUUCGCUCUUAAAGGAGCACGACGUAUCGAAAUCAUUUUUUAUCGAAUUCAACGAAAAUGCUUGCUCCCCGCCAGAAUGCAAGUCCGUCGUUUUCAUUCUUUCUUCAAGCCUGCAAAUUGUCGAUUACAUUCAUUCCUUCAUCCAAAGGGACAGUCGGAUCAACAAGAAAUAUUCUAAGGAAUAUCACAUUAUUGCCGUUCCUUCCUUUUCAUAUGCAUGUAAAUCUCUCUUGGAGGAAAAGGGUGUAUCAAAGAGCAUCUCUUCAAUUUGCGAAUUUCCUUUAACUCUUUUACCUUUGGAUCACGAUGUUCUUUCUAUGGAGGCUCCUGAGUGUUUCGCGAACUUCACAUUGUCACAACAGCAACAAAUAAUUUAUCAAUUCGUGCAAGGUCUUCUGCGCUUUCAAUCUAUCUUUGGGCUUUUUCCUAAGAUCCGCGCAAAGGGAUACAAGGCAGUGGAAGUUGCACGUAUGUUAAUUCGAAUGCGACUCGAAGCAGAAGCAACGGUCGGCGGCAAACCAGGCGCUACACUACUAAAUGAAGUUGUCUCCCAAACGGAGCUUCUGGUUGUCAUCGAUCGAUCCGUCGAUUGCUUAACUCCUUUGUUAAGCCAGUUGACUUAUGAGGGAUUGAUCAGUGACAAAUGGGGCAUCCGAUAUGGUAUAUGCCGUUUUCCGGUUGACUCACAUGCUUCCGGCCACCAACCCAUUCGCACGGUGUUAAACGGUCGAGACGAGUUGUUUGCCGAGCUUCGCGACCAAAACUUCACCGCUGUCGGUCCUAUUCUUUCCAAACGUUCCAAGGAGAUUUCGGCGCUAAGAGCUGAAAGCAAGUCAGCGAAGGAGAUCACCGAACUACGACGAGUUGUUGACCAAUUGAUGGAGAUUCGAUCCACUCCGGUAGAACUAGAGACGCAUACCGCAAUUGCCGAAAAAAUUCACAAACAUGUCAACACGGAUGAAUUUAUGCAAGGCCUGGCCACUCAGCAGGAUUUCCUUUCCGGUAUUGAGGCCGACAAAGCCCACCCCUACAUCGAAGAUUGCAUACUCCGUGUCGCACCGCUUGAAGAGGUCCUCCGACUUAUAUGUGUACAGUCGUUUUGCAACGGUGGCCUCAAGCAGCGCCUUCUGGAGUAUUACAAAAGAGAAAUUUUGCAGGUUUACGGAUUCGAGCACGUAUUCACACUGGACAACCUGGAGCGCAUCGGCUUGUUAUACGAUGCGUGCAUGACUUCCGGUGGUGCUGUGCCCAGACGACUGUUAGCUACGUCCAGCUGCACUAACAAACCAGAGAUAUCGACCGCCAAACAGACCAUCACCACUGUUAGCGGAAUGUUCAGUGGUACACUAAAACGAGGUCUACGUCUGUUAGUUUCACCUUCCUCUUCGUUGGAUCAAUCUGAUUCGGAUCAAUCCGUUGCUAACGCUUAUUCUGGAUACGUUCCUCUUUCGACACGAGUAAUUCAGAUCCUGUCGCUUGAUUGGAUUCCGAAAGCAGUUAUUGGAAACCCUGAGCAGCCGUUUGGCUCUGUGUCGGCAGCAGCCUCGGCAUUACUCGGUGGCAUUGGCUUGAUCCCAAGCCCCUUACCUGAGGAAAACGUCAAUCCUUCUCAGACGAAAAUGCGUAUUUUCCCAAAUCACCAAACUUUCUCCAACAUGAGUGCAGCGGGCGGAUCUCCGCGUGCCCCUAAUUCUCAGCAGAGCGAUGCACUGAAGUUUGUGAUGAAUGCCAUGCCCGGUGCUUUCUUGGAGGAGUCGCAAGCGCGUCACUCAGCAGGAUAUUAUGAUAUUGCGCUGAACACAUGCACAAAAAGAGCUGAUUCCAGAUCAAAGGCGCGGGUGAUUGCUGUCGCCUUCGUUGGAGGUGUAACACAUGCUGAAAUCUCUACACUCCGUAGCCUGGCUGCUUCGAGUGAUGAUAACAUCGAAUUCAUCUUCAUCACCACAGGGUUCUUAAGUGCCCACACAUUCCUAGCGUCUAUGGCCCAAUGUGUUCAGCCCGCCCAACUAUUGCCAUUCUGAACUAACUUACGUCAUAUCCGAUACCACGCUUUUUGAUUCUCCUUUUUGCCUUCCCCAAUACACAAUUACUAUGA
Molecule: messenger RNA, 2692 nt
Organism: Dicrocoelium dendriticum
Lineage: Eukaryota; Metazoa; Platyhelminthes; Trematoda; Plagiorchiida; Dicrocoeliidae
Source: the annotation of a GenBank genome assembly